Messenger RNA from Siniperca chuatsi (mandarin fish), 920 nucleotides. RefSeq lists its product as uncharacterized. NCBI's taxonomy places the organism in Eukaryota, Metazoa, Chordata, Actinopteri, Centrarchiformes, Sinipercidae. The record is from RefSeq and is a predicted model, not a curated record. The transcript has 7 exons. The coding region runs from base 210 to 869 and encodes 219 amino acids.
CAGGAAGAACCUGCAGGAGCCCCAGACCAGGACCGAUCCAGACAGGACCGAUCCAGACAAGGACCGAUCCAGACCAGGACCGAUUCAGACAGGACCGAUCCAGACAGGACCGAUCCAGACCGGACCGAUCAGACAGGACCGAUCCAGAGCAGGACCGAUCCAGACCAGGACUGAUCCAGACCAGGACCAGUUAGCGAGUAUUUUCCAGGAUGUGGGUGUUUCUGAUGACGGUCUGCCUGCUGGAUCAGAACCAGGCUGCACCUUUUCCAUGGGAACGCAGCAGCCUUCAGCCCGCUCUUCAGCAACAGCUGGACCAAACAGCCCCUUCUGCCGCUCCUGAUGUUGGUCAACAGAAAACAUCCUCCUCUUCCUCUUCGUCAUCAUCGGUUUCCUCCGAGUCGAGCCAGAGUUCAGAGAGUCGUCAACAGCUGAGAGAGCAACAGCAGCUGGAGAACACGGCGGUGGAGCAGAUGGACUCCUCCCAGGAGAGCUCUCCCAGCAGCACCAUCAGCGGUCUGUGGCUCAAUGAGCUGGUUUCAGUGGGAGAGAGAGCGGCGGCGAGACGGAGACGGAGACGCGGAGACGACAGCGUGGCGAGCAGAGAGAGCCGACCGCGGGCCCUGAUGACCUCCCUUCACCUCCGGGGUCGACCUCGAGGACUCAGGCUCGCUGCAGGUGAAGCCGCCGCCGGGCCGGGCGGGGCCGUCACAGCAAGGGGCGGGGCCGAGCGAGAGGAGGGCGGGGUCACAGGGGAAGAGAUCGACGCCGAGUUUCCUCGACUGCCGGGCGGACUGACCUUGGACUCGCCGGGCCGCGCCCACCUCCACGGUUACCAUGGAAACGAGGCGGGGCUAGAGCUGGGGCUGUGACCGAGGCCACGCCCCUCCUGUCCUGUUGACAGCUAUCAAUCAGUAAUCAAU